AUUAUUAGUAGGACGCCUUCCACCCCACCCCUCCAUUCACUUCUACUUUCGUCGGGCUCAACUGUUACCCAGGAUUGCACCCUUCUAUUGCCCAAGUCACUGUACGCUGUGUCCCGAGCCUCGUGGAUGUACUUGAAAUCAAAAUUACCAUCUGAAGGGCCCGGGAGAGCGAUAUAGGGCUGGCACGGAUCCGGUUUCACACGCUUCGCCUUCCUACAAUUCUGUCUCGUCUGUUUCAACUAUCCUGUUGUAGCCGAAUCUCGUACUCUGUACUAUUCGGGGUCAAGUUCUCUGAACUUCGGCUUGGGACUUGCUUUGAAACGUCCCUGAGUUUCGGGAAAGCGGGCUGUGGAAGAAAUCGCGCACGGCAUAUUUACUCUGCGUUCCUUGUUCUGAACCACCAUCCUCAUGGCGAUUUUCCUUGAACAUCGUUCUCUCAAGUUCCAUUCCUCGACUUUCCAAACCGAUGUCGACCUCUCAAAGGUUAUCUAUGCGUUCCUCAUCAUAAUCGUCAUUGAGCGCAUCGUGGCUUUCCAAAAGGCGUGUCGUGCAAUCAAUCAUCUCCCUGGAAUCCGAUCUCCUUUCUCUCCAUUGGGAGCUUUUGGUGCAAUUUUGGGAACGAGGUGGUGGCAAACGGGAUCGGAUAUGGUUUGGCUUCGGAAGAAAGACUUAUACCAAACAAACGAAACCAUCUCCACCGUGUCGUGGUUGUAUGGCUCUCCGAUGAUUUACACGACCAACAUGGACGUGAUGAAGCAAUUCACCUCGACUUCUGGGUUGUUUGUGAAAUCUUAUGAAGCAACGCUGGGUUCAACGCUAUAUGGACCAAACGUCUUUUCAACGGAUGGAACCGAAUGGAGGAAACAUCGUCGCGUUAUGGGACCCGCGUUCAGCAAUUCUUUGUACCAAAUGGUGUGGGACGAGAGUUUAAAGACAUACCAGGAUAUGGUGUCUGCUGAAGGGUGGUCAGACAAGAAGACGGUGGACGUCCCUGUCACUCAAGUAGCAACCUUCAAAUUCGCUCUGAUCGUUCUCGGGCUAUGCGCUUUCGGGUUCGACUUCAAUUGGACCGAACCUGCCGCCACAACCGAAGGAGAAAUGACCGUACAAGAAGCUAUGCGGACUGUCAUUGAUAACUACCUCUACCUCAUCUUUACCCCGCCUUGGAUGAAGCGCUUGAUGCCCUCAUUCAAACGUUUACAGAAGGCGUAUGACCAGUUGGGACAGUUCAUGAAAAAUCAAGUUCAAGUACGCCGGGAGGAGAUUCGUGGCUAUGCUAGCGGAGAGUACACGAGGAAAGACGUGUUCAGCAUGCUUGUGCAGGCGAACGAGUGUGAAGCUGGUAAAAAUAAACUAGAGGACUCGGAUCUGAUUGGGAAUGUUUUUGUGAUGCUUUUUGCUGGACACGAAACUACCGCCAAUACUUUGGCUACAACUCUCGCGUUCCUGUCGUUACAUCAAGACGCACAGGAUGAAGUGGUACAGCAGAUCAUAGAGGUAGUAGGGUAUGAUCGUAAUCCCGCCUUUGAAGACUAUAACAAACUCAACAAGGUGCUUGCCGCAUUUUACGAGGCCCUGAGGUUUUUCCCUGCUGGAUACCUGAUGUUACGCGUGAUGGGAGAGGAUGCUGUUAUCCCAAUUCCCAACCCCCGAGGGCAAGAGGGAACGCAGCCAUGUCCUAUCCCGAAAGGAACUUGGGUGGUUGUCGAUAUGGUUGGCGUCCAUCGCAACCCACGCUACUUCGAGGAACCUGAGAAAUAUAAACCAUCUCGUUGGCAUGGACUACCCAAUGACUCUGAACAAUUUACCGCUUUCAGUGUUGGUUCUCGAGCAUGUAUCGGACGAAAGUUUGCUACAACCGAAGCUGUGUGCUUCCUGACGAUGUUCCUGAGGGAUUGGAAGGUCGAACCUCUGCUCCGGGCAGGUGAAACUGUGGAGGGAUGGAAAACUAGGGUUUUAGAUGCUAAAAUUGGGUUUACGCUAGGGAUUAAGGAUGUUCCUGUGAGGCUGAUCAGAAGAGAGCGGCCCUCUAGAAUGUAGAUAGGAUGUGCAUUAAUUAUUUACUUUAAUCUUGAAAAACUAUACGACGUGACGGAUCAUUUCACA
Molecule: messenger RNA, 2106 nt
Organism: Marasmius oreades (fairy-ring Marasmius)
Lineage: Eukaryota; Fungi; Basidiomycota; Agaricomycetes; Agaricales; Marasmiaceae
Exons: 16
Coding region: 409-2040 (543 amino acids)
Molecular function (GO): heme binding; iron ion binding; oxidoreductase activity, acting on paired donors, with incorporation or reduction of molecular oxygen
Source: RefSeq, a predicted model, not a curated record